Messenger RNA from Exophiala oligosperma, 1617 nucleotides. RefSeq lists its product as uncharacterized. The record is from RefSeq and is a predicted model, not a curated record. The transcript is spliced from 2 exons. Bases 1 to 1617 code for a protein of 538 amino acids. NCBI's taxonomy places the organism in Eukaryota, Fungi, Ascomycota, Eurotiomycetes, Chaetothyriales, Herpotrichiellaceae.
AUGGCUCCCCUUGCGCGACCUUCAUUUGUCCUUACCAUCCUUGCCCUGAUCUUCUUUGGCGCGUCUGCUACUGCUGAAUAUGACUCGCUUCCUACCACUUUCAUCACCGCUGCUUCUAUGCUGGCUUUCCGACAUGAUACAGACAAUAGCAUGAAUACCCGCGAAGGAUUAUCAUACACGGUCGUUGCUGGCCACACCGCUGGCGGUACUGCUACCAAUCUUGGAAUAUCACGGUCACACCUGACAGCUGCGAACGGUGAAGCUCACACUGAUAACCGGCAUUCUCGUCAAACUGGCACUGCUCUCUCGAUUUCAUUGCUGCCCAUACAGCAUAGCUCGACCUCGACGCGUCAGGCAUUAUCCUCGUCUAUCUCCAACAACCCGGUCCCAAAGCGGUCUCCAAAUGCCGCUCCAGAUACAUGGACAGUAUCUUCUGGUGACACCGGUGAAGAUAUCGCGUCCAAAGUGAGCAAGCCUUUUGCUGAAAUCUCGGCGGCCAAUCCAACGGUUAUAUGGACUCUACUCUCCAUUGGUGAGACGCUGAGAAUCCCUCCUCCGACUUCCGCCACGUCAAUCGAAGCUACAUUUCUGACACAGACAACCGCACCAAAUGUGGCAUCUACCUUGAUCAGCCAAUCGCCUUCAGCUUCGGCUUCUAGACCGUACACCGUUCUGCCAGGUGAUACUGGCUACAUCAUUGCUGCGAAAGCAGGUUCGACCUUUGAACAGAUCUCAGCUGCCAACGCUGAGGUGGCUUGGUCUGCGCUUACGGUAGGCCAAAUUCUCAGUUUGCCACCUACGACAGAAACGCAGCCGCCUGAUGCUGCAACCAGACCAAUGGCCACAAACACAGUGCUGUCUCUAGCAUCUGCAUCUGCGAAUGCUGGGUCUGGCAUUUCCAAGCUAGUGGGCAACUUAGCCGCCAAACAACUCGACCUCACCAAUGGAAAGACGUCCGCUCCGGAUACAUACACCUUCUACUCGGGAGAUGGUUCAGUGGAGGCUGGGUGGCCACCAAUGUCAGAUUGGCUUUCAUAUGACGCCCUGCUGCAAAACGUGAAGCCUUACAUUGGCCAGAACUGUAUCAACAAUGCCCCGGGAAAUACUCCGAUUGAGACUGCACAGGUCCUUGAUGCAAUCAUAAACAUUGCCAACGAGACGAACAUGGAUCCCCGGUUCAUCCUCGCCGUGGUGAUGCAAGAGUCAAAUGGCUGCGUCCGAGUGGCAACGACUGCUGUCAGCAACGCGAAUCCGGGCCUCAUGCAGAGUUAUAAAGGCAAAGCAAGCUGCGACCUGAACGGAGUACCCCUUUCCCCUUGCCCUCAGUCCAGCAUUCACCAAAUGAUUGUGGAUGGGACAGCUGCGCGAGUGGACGGGCCGACCUUGAUCAACGCUCUGAAUAAGGCUCAGCAAAUGGACAAUUGUGAACCCGCACAAGCGUUCUACCGUGCUGCUCGUCUCUACAAUUCGGGCAUGAAUAGCCUGCAGUCAGGUCUGGAUCUUGGGGUCGUGACCAGUGGCACUCCAUGCUACUCUAGCGAUAUCGCCAACCGCUUGGUGGGCUGGGUUAACGCUUCGACAAUGUGUUUUCUGAAGAGGUCUCUUUCUCGGCCAUGA